Messenger RNA from Ascoidea rubescens DSM 1968, 612 nucleotides. RefSeq lists its product as uncharacterized. The transcript has a single exon. The record is from RefSeq and is a predicted model, not a curated record. NCBI's taxonomy places the organism in Eukaryota, Fungi, Ascomycota, Saccharomycetes, Ascoideales, Ascoideaceae. Bases 337 to 540 code for a protein of 67 amino acids.
AAACAAUCAAUUCCUCUCUUCACCUUCAAACUCCUUGAUAAGUAAUCAAACAACUUCUCCUAAGGUUUGUACUUUAAAGUUUUUUAAUUUCAAAAUUUCUGCUAUCUAAAUUACUAACAAUACUGACAUGUCUACUACCUUGAUUUCUAUAUUAUAAUGAUUUUUUAUAAUUUUUUAUAAUUUUUUUUCUGGCUUUUUUUAUAAAUUGUUUUAUAUCCAUAUGAUUCUUGUUUGUUGUUUUUUUUUUGUUAUCAUCAGGAAAGUUUAAAAGAAAAAUUUGUUGAAUAUGAAUCAUCUCUUAGAUGUCUUAAGUCUUAUAGAUUUAGCCCACUUUUUAUGGAAAAUUUCUCUUCAACUACAUGGUCGAAUAAAAUUGAUUGCGAUAAAGAAUUAUGUCCAAAUGAAUUGGAUGGCAAUUGCAAUGAUCAUAACUGUGAAUUUCAACAUUUCAGAGACAUGGAGCCUACCGGUAUGUUUUUUCACCUACUCCAGACACUGAAUUCCAUUAUUAACUCUUUAUCAUGUUAUAUCAAAAUUUAAUAUUACAAUAAAUCAGCAAGUGAAAUUAUAGCAGAGGUUGCAAAAUGUUAUCCUCAAGGAGGCACUGUUGAA